AUGUUUGUGAUCGGCCACAAUCAGCUGAGGAAAUUCAGAUGGCUGGGCUACUUCAGUCCGACCAUCACCAUCCUCUUCCUCAGCCUGCUGGUGUGGAUGUACAGGUCCAGCAUGACCUUCCAGUUUUUCUCCCAGGACUACCAAGUGGAGCCAACACCACCAGGACCAACGGAGACACUUUUCACUCGUGCAGCUCCUCAGGAACUAAACGUGUCUGUUGUGGCGGUCGAAGGGACGAAGACCCUGCUGUUGGGAGCUUUUCUGGAGCACCGCACUUAUAAGAAAAAGGUCCGUGUCAAUGCAGUGGUGCUGAGGAAAGAGAGAGUAACCUAUCGCUGCCUCCUCCGUUGCCAAGGGCAACUGCAUACCUCUGGCAGUUUCUGCAGCAUCCACAAUGAUCACUUUGGUUUUCCGUACGGGACGGCUGACAUCCUCUGUCACCUCCCCUCAGGCUGUCAGAGCCCAUCUCACGUCGCUGUGACCCCAGCCGCAGCCAAAUCUAAAGGUGCACCUGAUGAAGACUUUUUGGAGGUGAAGAACCAGAAGAAGCGGAGUGACUCCUUUCCUUACAACUUCACCGUCUGCUUCUCCACCAUGUAUAAUUUCACCAACGUGCUGCAGCUGGUUCAGAGUUUGGAGAUGCUGCAGCUACUGGGGGUUAACCGAGUCGUCAUCUAUAAGACCAGCACCAGCCCUGAAACUCAGCGCAUACUGGACUACUACACACAGAAAGGUUUUGUAGAGGUGCUGGCUUGGUCUGCUCUGUCCAGAUUUCUGAAUGUGUCUCGAGUCUCGAAGCCGUCACGCGGUCCAGGCGACCUCCACUACUUUGGCCAGAUUCCUGCUCUCAAUGACUGUGUUUACAGAUACAUGUACCAGUCCAGAUACGUCGCCCUGCACGAUACGGACGAGCUCAUAGUGCCUCAGUCAGUCUACAGUUGGUCGGAGCUGUUGCCUCUGCUGGAAAAGAAAUAUGGCGUGGACAAGUGUUACCUGUUUGACAAUACCGUGUUCCGCAGCACCAUCACGCUGCCUCCUCCCACCAACCAAACUCUGCUCCCGCCCAGCUGCUGCCCCGGCUGGCAGAAGGUGUCCGGGGUGAACAUCCUGGCUCACCUGUACCGUGAACCAGUCAGAAAGACACACUCAAACCCCAAGGUCAUUGUCAACCCCAGAGCUGUGUUCUCCAUGAGCGUUCACACAGCGCUGAAAUCACAGAGGGGCUGCGCCCUGGUCAAUGGGACAAUAGCACUGAUGUACCACACCAGACCUCCGCAACAAUCCGAGCUGACACUGGACCAGCUGAUUUAUGACGACCGACUGCUGAACUACAGCUCCCUCCUCAUACCAAAUGUCAACACUGUGAUCAGAGAGAACGGACUUCUACCAGAGGAGAGCGUACAGGACCCUCUGUUUGCAUCUGUGUAUGUGCAAGUGUGUAUGUUCGUGAUUUUGUGUUUGUGUGUGUGUACAUGUGUGUAUUUGUGUGUUUGUGUGAGAGAAAAAGGGAGACUAUUUGUGCCCUAAAACCAGCUCCUUCUUAUUCUGAAGUCGUUAACUGCCGCUCGGUCAGUAGUUUCAGCCUCAGACACCAACACCAAAAGCUGCCGGCCGGCUGGAUGGACAGACGGACAGUGUGUGUACAGAGUGGCUGGACAGCAGCAGCCAUUCAACACUUACCUCAGACACUCUUCUGAUUUGUCAAUUUGAUUUCACCGCAAGCAUUUUGGAGGUGUCU
This is a messenger RNA of Epinephelus moara (kelp grouper), 1738 nucleotides long. RefSeq lists its product as uncharacterized. Bases 1 to 1527 code for a protein of 508 amino acids. Lineage: Eukaryota; Metazoa; Chordata; Actinopteri; Perciformes; Serranidae. The record is from RefSeq and is a predicted model, not a curated record. The transcript is spliced from 9 exons.